GACUGGAAAGGAUGGUUACUAGAAAUCUGUUCCAGCGGCAGUGGAGACACUUCACCUGAAACUGUUCCUCUCCUCACCUACAGACAGGAGACUACAGAUGCCGGAAUCUGCAGCAGGCGUGCCAGCAGUGCAGACAUGAAGUUAUACAGCCUGAGUAUAUUGUACAAAGGUGCCACAAAGGUUAACCUUCUCAAAGCUGCUUAUGAUGUUUCAUCCUUCGGUUUCUUCCAGAGAUCCAGUGUCCAGGAGUUCAUGACAUUCACAAGUCAACUAAUUGUGGAACGGUCGCAGAAAGGAAACCGAGCUGCAGUGAAGGAGCAAGACUAUCUGUGUCAUGUCUACAUUCGCAAUGAUUCUCUGGCAGGGGUGGUUAUUACAGACAGCGAAUAUCCGUCAAGGGUUUGCUUCACACUACUUGAUAAGGUAUUGGAUGACUUCUCCAAGCAGGUCGACAGUAUAGACUGGCCAUCAGGAAAUCCUAACACUAUUCAGUACACAGGACUGGAUGCUCAGCUGGCUCGCUAUCAGAACCCUCGAGAAGCUGACCCUAUGAGUAAAGUACAGGCGGAACUGGAUGAAACCAAAGUCAUCUUGCAUAACACAAUGGAGUCCCUGCUGGAACGAGGAGAGAAGCUGGAUGAUCUGGUGUCAAAAUCAGAAGUUUUAGGCACACAAUCAAAAGCUUUCUACAAAACAGCUCGGAAACAGAACUCCUGCUGUGAGAUCAUGUGAUCUGCGCACUGGCCCACUCCUCUGCCUUCACUAACAUUUGGUUUUUGAGAAAUGUCUUCAGCCCGUCUGACAAACAGCGGUCCCAUCACAUGGACAAGUACAGAACAUCACACUGAGGCGAGUCCACCGACACCACGAGGCACGUGGGUUGAAGACGGCCAUUUCUUUUGUUUUGAUGUGCAACUGUGAGUGAGAGCGCAGCCUCUUCUGGUCCUCCCUAAAUCGCCGAUGGAGUUGUGAUCGUUUCCCGUUGGCUACUGGCGGUUGUCAUGGUGAUCGCAGCAGCUUUCGGUCUCUGCUCGUGUGUUGUCCCUUGUUAAAAUGAACUUUGUGAAACUCGAUCUGAGUGCUUGUGUGACGCUGGGCGUUCUGUAUGUUCGUGAUAAACCCACCUUGCAGCAUCUGGUGGAGAAUUAACUUGGGGACUUCUUUCCCAUUUGCAAAUGUGGCAGUGUGCUUGGUGUACAGGUUCUGGGUGAUGGUGUCUUCCAUGGUCCACACUGGUGUGCCUUGACAUUGCAUCCAUCACAGCUUAAUACUGUCCCCCCCCCCCCGUGUAGGAUCUGCCUGCCUGUAGAUCAGAAACAGGAGUCUUGUGAUUUGUUACCAGCUACUGUCUUUGCUCGUGUUGAGAUGUAGCAGUUUUGCCCACUAAGCCAUUAGAGCAGGGUUCACGGCCUUGUCUUUUUUAAUGCCAUGGACCCCUACCAUUAACCGAAGGUCUGCUGACCCCAGGUUGAGAGCCCCUGCACUAGAAGAAAGCCUUAAUUAACCAAACUGGCUUGAAUAAUUUGUUUUCAAUGCAUGAGGCAAAAUACCAUAACAGAAUAAGGAUCCAGGGUCCUCUAUUGUGCACUGAUCUAGAUUGUCCAGUUUUGGCACACGGGAAUUGAUUUUGACUAAACCAAAGGUUACACUGAGGCGGAGCCCUGGUGGCCAGUGCUGUGGAAGAUGUGUGUAACUGUGUCUUUCUAAUUAAUCUUUUAAGUGAUGAACUAUUUCCACCAGUGAAGUUAUGUCAUUACUGUAUAAGCUAUUCUCUUGCCCCCCCCCGUGAACUACUUUGAUCAUCUUUUUGGUUGGGGUUUUCCCUUUAACAACGUCACUCACAAGCCGGCUUUGAAGGUAGGAGUGGGGCAGAAUGGAUUUGAAUUCCCUCCACCCCGCUCCCUGGGAAUGGUGGAGAUGGCAGGCGUGCGGCUAAUGUCAUGACCUGGGCACACUCACCAUUAAGGUACCAACCCUAAAGCAAAGCUGCUGAUUCUAAUUGUCUUGUUACAUUUCUGUGCAAAUGUCACCUUGCGUGUGCAUGCACACAGAACUGCGACACUGUUUUUGUUUCCAGUCUCUCCUGCUCAGGUGGUGUACACCAUUAUAGUGAGAUUAUCUCCACGUGGAGAAGUUUAACUUUUAUAUUUGAGGACAGUUUUCAACAAGCAUUCCAAUUUUUGUGCUGUAGCUUGAAAGCAAGUUUUCAUAUUGCCUCUAAUAUAGAAAUGGCUUCUGGAAAUAAUUGGGAAGAUAUCUAGCUCAGGUGGUUAAUGGGUUGAGUUGUUGUCUGAUCUUGGCAAUUUACGAGUGUUUUGUCAGCGUACGAGGAGACAUUGUCAGUGCGCUGUUGAAGUCUCCUUGCGUGGCGACGAAACAUUUGCAAGCAAUUUGCCAAGAUUGGAGAAUAACUCAACCCAACCAGAAAUGACUUCUGUUCACCAUACAAUACCUCAGUUGAGUUCAAGGAAUAUCAGAAAGCAUGUCAGAUUCUGUAGUUCAGCUGCACAAGCCAAGCUUCUUAGAGCUUCACUGAUACACUUAAUUAUUCCAUACAAGUGCAAACCUGUUCAAGGCAAUACCCAUGAUUGGUAGCAAUGAGCAAGUAUGAUUCCACAAUUUAAUGAGUACUUUCCCAGCAACGGAGGGCUGCUUUAAGACUGCACUUCAGUGGCUGGAUUGGAAAUGAUGACACUUUGGAAACUAUGAAUUUCUGGGAACAUAUUCCAUGUACCAUUUUAGUAUUACUAUUUAAUUCAGCAUCUAAUAUAGCAACAAGCAUCUCGCUUAUGAUCACUUUGUGAUUUACUAGAUGUUUAAUUCUCUACCAGGUUCUUUUCUCCCCCUGCCCCCAAACAGAUACACACAAGGGAUUCUGCAGAUGCUCCAAACACAAAAUGCUGGAGGAGCUCAGCAGGGCAGGCAGCGUCUAUGGAUAAACAUAACUUUAGUCUUUGUAAAAUGACAAAUGUUUGUGUAUGAAUACUGGUGAACUAUAUUGGAAAUUAUAUUUGAAGUUACUGAUUUUGUUCUAAAUGUGUUGCUUACUUACACUGUUGUAAUCUUGCCAUUUUCAAAUGUAUAAAGUUUACUUUCAAAAUAUUCUAUGGAUAAAUAGUCAAUGUUUCAGGCCAAGACCCUUCAGGACUGGAAAGGGGAAGAAGCCAGUGUCCUCCCCUAUUAGAUUCAUUCUUCUUUGGCCUUUUAACCUUUUCUACCUAUCUCCACCCUUGUGCUCACCUGCCUUCCCCCUUACCUGGUCUCACCUAUGACAUAUCAGCUUAUACUCCUUCCCUCGCUCCCCUGCCUCCUUCCUUUCCAGUCUCAGUGAAAGCUUUCGGUCUAUAAUGCUGCCUAUUUAUUCCCAUCCAUGGGUGCUGCCUGGCCAACCUAGUUUCUCCAGCAUUUUCUGUAUGUGUCUGUUUCCUCUGACAGAUGCUUUGUUUAAUUAAGCCAACAGACAUCUGUCUUAAUUUUCAGCAAAUAGCCACGUCAUUAGCUGCAUGUUUUUAACCAGCUCUUCAUGGCACGAGCAUUAAGCAGGAAUGUGCAAAGGCUCGUCAGAAUCUGUCAGACCCUGGUCCUGCACAAGCCCCACUGAAGUUUUUAAUCUUGUGUGCCAUCAGAAGUUAAAAUGCAGCUUUAUCAGUUUUCCAGCUUGUUCUGAAAUCUGCUUAUCACUCGUGUUCUGUGCUUUGCAUUACAUUGGUGUAAUGGUUAACAUCUGAAAUAGACUUUCAUCAGUCUGUGAUUUAGAAUCUAAGGGUUCAAACUUAACUACAUUGUUAUCCUGCAUUUUAUCCUACAUUUAAAUGUAGGACUAUUUUAUUCACAUCCAUUGUCUUGGCUUCAUUUGCUACAUUACCUUGUGGAAUCAGUACUGAAGUGACCAGUCUGUGCCCAGACAGAGACUCCAUGUAGAAUAGGGUCACUACCUUUCAUUAUUUUGUUUACAUAUCUUUUGCAAAAUCCACCAUGAUAUUGCAAGUCUCAAUCUUCAUAUCUGGCUGUUCUGGCUUUUGCAAACAUGUCCAGCAAGCGCCUGGAGUCUUUUUCUCGAGUAACACACACAAAAUGCUGGAGGAACAUAGCAGGUCAGGUAUCAUACAUGGAGAGGAAUAAGCAUUUGACAUCUCAGCCGGACACAGACUUUUAAUUCCUCUCCAUAGAUGCUGCCUGACCUGCUGAGUUGCUCCAGCAUUUUGUGUGGUGUAACUCUGGAUUUCCAGCAUCUGCAGAAUCCCUUGUGUUCAUUUUUUUUCCCCGGAUUUCCAGCAUCUGCAGAAUCUCUUGUGUUCAUUUUUUUUCCCCUCUUCUGCAUUGAUGCGUCCUUUUGGAAUUGUUAACACUGUGAUCCUUGGUCCAACCCGUAUCAUGUUCACAAGUCCUGUGUCAACACGUGUGGGGUGUUCCUUUCAUAGCUGCACCACAAGCAAGGAGAACUUCCAAUAUCCUCUACCGUCAUAACUCUGGAAUUUAUUUAGCUGACAUCGUUUGAAUCAAACUGUUUAGUGACAGGUUGCAACAAAAACACUUUCUGCUUAAGCAAGUUUCCACCUUUCUCCAUUUUCCCACUUAAGUAAGGCACAGGCUGACCCUCAGGCCAGAAAGCAGACACUGCCUGCUCCAACAAUACUCACUUCCCUAAAAUACUUAAGUGCUGGGCAUAACAUUACAUCACUGCCUCAUAUGAAAGAGGAUGUCAAAUAACUUUGUAUGUGGCCUUUUUUUUUAAAGAAUGUAUCAUCUUGCUUGAGCUCUCAACAGUUUGGUUGGUGCCUGGCCAUUUCAAUUGAUUGGUGAAGAGUUUCUUGUGUUUGAGCGGAAAGAGAUUUGGGCUACCCUUGGAAAUGGCACAAGCACCUGCAGGAGCAUGGCCUAUGAUGUUAAAGCAAAUCGUGGGGCAGUUAGAAUAAAUCUGUGGCAUUUCUGGUAUGGCUUGCCUCCCACACUGGUUUCCAUAACCACAGAAAGUGUCCAUCAUCCAUAGUCUCAUCCCAGUGAAUGCUGCCUUGAUAACAAUGGGUGCAUCGGAAAGGGGGCUGUACCAUCUGAAAAAACACUCCGUAUAAUGUAGCUACUAUGAGGAUUAAAUACAAUUUGUACAAGUAUUUUGCUUUUUCUAAUCAGUCAAACUGUAAAUGUGCUGUAACAAAUACCUUUAGUCUUAAUUGUAAAAUAACAAAUGUUUGUGUAUGAAAACUGGUGAUCUUUAAUGGAAAUUGUAUUUGAAGUUACUGGUUUGGUUCUAAUGUAUUGAUUACUUACACAGUUGUAAUCUUGCCUUUUCCAAAUGUAUAAAGUUUAAUUUCAAAA
Molecule: messenger RNA, 5316 nt
Organism: Hypanus sabinus (Atlantic stingray)
Lineage: Eukaryota; Metazoa; Chordata; Chondrichthyes; Myliobatiformes; Dasyatidae
Gene: ykt6
Product: YKT6 v-SNARE homolog (S. cerevisiae)
Exons: 8
Coding region: 136-732 (198 amino acids)
Biological process (GO): endoplasmic reticulum to Golgi vesicle-mediated transport
Cellular component (GO): Golgi apparatus
Molecular function (GO): SNAP receptor activity
Source: RefSeq, a predicted model, not a curated record